AAAACAAUAUUUCGGAAAUGUAACAAGUUUGAUUUUCUGGUUCCUUAUUGAAUCUACAACCUCAAGCACACAACGAAUGAAGGUUUAAGGACAAAGAAACUACCCAGGAGGCAUCCCUGCGCUAGCUGCUGAGACCCGGCUGUAGACCUCUGCUAGAGAGUCCUUACUCUGAAGACAUCACCAGUGUGUGGAGCCUGCCGCACACCCACCCCCUGCCAAACCACGGCCUUUACCUGUGUCUUUCGCUGUUUCCCGUGCGACCCAUCCUGUGGGAGUGCCUCGUGGGCUGCCCCAGAGUUCACCCCACGCUCCGCUGCACCGAUGGUGAAGAUGACAAGAUCCAAGACUUUUCAGGCAUACCUGCCCUCGUGCCACCGGACCUACAGCUGCAUUCACUGCAGAGCACACUUGGCCAAUCACGAUGAACUCAUUUCCAAGUCGUUCCAGGGAAGUCAAGGACGAGCAUACCUCUUUAACUCAGUAGUUAAUGUGGGCUGUGGGCCUGCAGAAGAGCGGGUGCUGCUAACAGGACUCCAUGCAGUUGCAGACAUUUACUGUGAAAACUGCAAAACCACUUUGGGCUGGAAAUACGAACACGCUUUUGAAAGCAGUCAGAAAUAUAAAGAAGGCAAAUACAUCAUUGAACUAGCGCACAUGAUCAAGGACAAUGGCUGGGACUGACCUGACAGCAUCCAUCUGGUCCAGCAUCCACACGAAUGCCAUCCAACUGAACAUUCUACCCAAGCGUGAGAGAGUGACUGAACACUUGGUUCCAUCCAUUUAGGGGCCUUGCCAUCAGGGGGCAUCCUCCCACCCUGACGCCAUCUUUCUGGGUGACUGGCCUCUAAAUCACUGUCUCUGUCUCUUUGCUUUGUAUCUGUUUGUGAGUUGAUCUUGGCUUCUCUGUUCUAGUGUUGGCUGAAAACAAAAUAACAAACAGAACAGAUCCUUGGCCACGUGGUGGCAGUCCACCUUGAAAAGAGAGCUGCCUAAUGGCCUCUUGUCAGAGCGGUAGCUUGUGGGCAUGAGGAAGAGCAAAGAUGGACCUGAGAGUCCUAGGGUUGGGGAAGGGGCAUGAGGGUAGCGGUAGAACAAAAAACUGUACUGCUCUUGGGGACCUACCUUGAAAUAAUUGACUCUUUUGAAAGGACAAAGAGAAAAAAAAUACCUCAUGGCUGUGUUCUCUCUGACAAACUUCUGUCCUGACAUCACAUGUGCCAGGAUAGCAGAUUAGCACAAGAAAUGGCCUGAUUGACGCUGACAAGGCAGACCCUGGCAUUCUGGGCCUGAGCUGGAGAAUGUCCUGCUAGUGUGGGGGGGGGGGGAGGAGGAGGAGAUAAAGACCACAUGGGUUUUAGUGACGUUGAUGCUCCCCUUCCCUGCUCCAACACCCCCCCCCCCCAAAUCUGGGCAAUCGCCUUGUUGCUCUUCUUUGCUGUUGUAGGUGAAGGGAGGGAUGAAAGAUGUAAAUGUCUCAUUUAGCCAUCAACACAGUGAAAUUGGUAAUGGAGGAAAGCCAGGGAGCGUGGGUUGCAGCCUAGGAGCAAGCAGGAAAAGUGAAAAUUGGGAACUAGUCAGCAGUUCUAUGGGAGUAAUGUAGCAGGGGAGAGGUUCUGGGAGGAACAGUUGAUGUGAGUCAGUACAGGCUCACACAUCUUUCCUCAGUACAGUAACUUCCAUGGGAUUAACAAAUCUCUGUGCAUAGUGGGUUUUUUGUUUAGUUUUCUUUUUUUUCCCCCUCCAGUUCCAUCAUAACCUGGGAAGCAAAGACCCACGAUUCCCUCAUGCCUCUAUUGUUCUUAGACCUGAUUUUUUUUAAUGUGGAGAGGCCCAACAGUGAGGAAGAAUUAUAAAUUCAAUAUUGCCCACUCACCUGUCUCCUGACUCAAGCUUCCUUGCAUUGGGGAUGGGGAGAAAAAUCCCUCAUUGCAUUGAAUCAACACUGGAUGUUUUACAGCAGUUCAGUUAUUAUGCGGCUCAUGGCCGAAAUCGUUUGAAUUCAUGUCAUUUCUUAGGCAGAAAAUAAUGUUAAAAUACACUCAUACUAGGUAAUUGUCAGCAUGAUUUCUCUAAGUAGGCUGGUCCUACAGGAAAAUUUCACCUCUUUAAAACAACCAAAUAAAAGAGUUCACGGCGAUCAGAAUUGAUUGACCCAGAUUAAAGCAGCUGACCCAGGACAUUUUCCAAAUCUCGUCUUCAGCAGAACUGAAUUCUAGCAGGAGAGAGCUGCGACUUUGCCCCCCUUGUCCUGAUCUGGGGAUGGAAGAACUGAGACUUGGCCCUGCUGGUGAUGCCAGGAGGGUGGCAGAAAGCAGGCCAGCUCUGUUGAGCAGCAGACUGCUCCUCUGAUGGGACACAAAAGGAUUCCUAGAAACAGGGUUUUGUUCCUCAAGUCUCCUUGUCCAGAGCCUUGGAUCACUAGCUCAACCUCCUACCCCCCCUGGGCUGCAGGGCUGACUGGGCCUCAGAAGAACAGAGUUUUGCUUCCUGAGAAACCACCCUGAGCCCCCCAGGCUCAAGUUCUCAGUGACACACAUUUCCACUUUCACAUUCCUAAGCGGGUUUGCCAGCUCUGGAGUCAUGCAUUGUCAUGCCCACCCCCCAACCCUGCCAGAGGGAAGUGGCCUUCAUUUAAGGAUUUGGUUAUAUACCCCUUUGCUCAGGGAAUAUCCCAGCUAUAUUAACUACAAGUUCCUCUUUUUUUUUUUAAAUGGAGGAUGGGGGUUAAAUAAACAUCUAUUUUCUUUAAAAACUAAAAUUAGUGACAGGUAGAACCCAGAUAUAUGAUGCCCUGCCAUUCUCAAGGGUCAGAGAAGGAGACCAGUGUGCCACUGUUUUUCCUCGGGGUGGGGUCCUUGAUCAUCUUGGAUCAGAGCAAGCUCCAGUAGGACCCGGAUUCUGGCUUUUUCUGGAAGAGCAUCUGGUAGGUGUUCAGCACCAUACUUGGUGCAGAAAUGGCAUGUAAUUAGUUUGGGGGUGGGACCAAACUUGUUAGGCUUGGCUCUGUGACAGUGACACCAAAAGUGCUUCUUAUGACCUCAGCUCCAUUCCUGGCUCCCUUAGCAGCAUUAGAGGGUCCACAGCUGAGCAGUGGAGACACACCCACUCAAGGCCUCGGUCAGUUUCUUUAUUUUCCUCACCAAAUUAUCAGCAUAACCAAAGACCUCAUCCAUUCGCCCCACAUAGAUAGGUUCAGGGAAUUGGAGUUGGUGUGGUGGACUUGGGCAGGGGUGGGUGCGUAGGGAAGAGAGAAAGGGAGGGCCCUGAAGUUCUGUACCUCAGCCACCAGCUGCCUUCGUUUUGAACUGAAGACUAGCUGACCAACUCUUUUCCAUCUCCCCUGUGCCAUGGCACCCUGGAGUAAUCCACCCCCCUUCCCUAUAUUUCCAUAGUCUGCUAAUGGGUGAAUCAGCGUGAGUCAAGUGUAGCCAAGCUUGAUGCCCACAGCUCUCAGCUGGGCCUGGCUGAGUACAGCCCUAGCACCUAUGACAGUCAAGUCAUGUAGAUAAAGUAAAUCUUUGCUGGUAGAUCAAUGUGUACAAAAACAGAGUCCCCUUUAUAAUAAAGUUUCCAAGUAUAUAUACAGUCUCUUGUGAAAUAUACUUUUUGUAAAUAAUAUUUAAUUUUUUAAAAUAAUAUAUUUGGUGCUGUAUUCUCAGACCCCUGAGAGGACUUUUAUUUUCAAUUCUAUGGCUUCCUCUGUGUUUCUUGAAAUAUAUUUUAAGGGAAAGAGUCAUCACCAAGAUUUUUAAAAAAUCUGUCUCUUUAAAAUGGAUUGAGGCUUUAAAACAUUUUUUUUGCAUUUUUUGUUUGGAUUUUGCCCCAGUUGAACAGACUGUAGUAAACUACCAGUUUGUGAACUGAUACUUUUUUGCCCAGCCUUGGCUGGAAAAGAAAAAAGUUUUAGUAGUAACAACUUGUAAUUACUGUAGUUGGGAGAACUUCUAAGAAAUUGGAAUGGUUGGGGUGUGUGUGUGUCUGUCUGUUUGUCUUCGUUCGUUCUGGAUUCUUCUGUUUCCUUUUCUACUGAGGAUACCAUAUGAACUACAGUUUACACCUUGGGCACAUAGUUUUCCCUCUCUGGUUUCCAUGUCUGAGUGGACCAAAAGCACAGAGCAGGAUUUUCUUUCUCUGAGAUGGAGCUGUGUGGCCAGUUCUUCCCCAGUUCCUUCCUCUGGGUGCUUAGCUUUUAGAGCUGGUAAAGCAAACCUAUGAAGAUGAGCCUGGAGUCAGGUACAUGCUUCUGAGAUGUGAGUGGAUCAGUCACACAUCCCGGGGUUGUUCUAGAACCAUGUCAUACUAAAUGUUAACUGGUUCAAGUUAAAAGGACAUUGAUAAGACAGUAGCUUUCCUUCCUCCCUCUCUCUCCCCCCUCCUCCAUCUCUCCCUCCCUCCCUCCCAAGGUCAGAUUGCUUUGGUUCAGGCAGAAGCUGGCAAAUCAAAUUUUGAACACAACUUUUGUAUUUCAAAAAAAAAAUCUGCCUCAAUGGACAAUACAUUCUAGUUUUGUGAGUAGAAAAAAUUGUUUUUGAAAUGAAAUGUACCAGAAUAAAAGAUAAAGCCAAGAAAGACAUUGUCUUUACAGAGUUAGUUCUGCCCAGUGUUUUACAGUGUUUUGGUGAAGGUGGGAGCGAGUUCCCUUUUCCUAACCUACAGAGACUGGUGUUACCACAGGUCUGUCUGUCUUGUAUUGUUGGGAUUGGAAUUGUUUUUGUUUUUCUUUGGUGGCAUUUUACACCCCUCUCCCCCAGGUCACUUUGCUUCAAAAACAAAGGCAAUUGUUUCUGAGUAAUUUGUCUUCACCUCUUUCCUGUAUCUGUACAUAAUGAUUCAGUAUUAGUGAGAAGUGCAUUGUUUGUCAUUUCCGAUCUGUGUUGGUGCUCAUUUGAGAAAAUAAAGUUUUCAAAUAUUAA
Mesocricetus auratus (golden hamster) is the source of this 4913-nucleotide messenger RNA. It is a transcript of the gene Ypel2, whose product is annotated as yippee like 2. NCBI's taxonomy places the organism in Eukaryota, Metazoa, Chordata, Mammalia, Rodentia, Cricetidae. The transcript has 5 exons. The record is from RefSeq and is a predicted model, not a curated record. The coding region runs from base 322 to 681 and encodes 119 amino acids.